UAGAAACUAUUUGUUAUUAAAUUUUUGUGCGGCGAAUUGAGUUGACUCGGUUCUUAAUUUUGCUAAAAAUUACGAAUGGUAGAGGGAAUUAGGACUUGAAAAGCGGUUAAAGUGGAAACAUAGUAUUAUGAAUCAUAUCAGCUGUGACCUGUGAACUAUUAUAUUGCCCUUGACGCAUUGAAGAACAUUUAGUAAAAAAAAUUAUCGAACUUUAGAAGUUUGAGAAUAAUUUCCAGCGUUACAUAAUUUAUUGCAAAUAGUUGAUUCGACAAAACAACUUUGAUAUUUAAAAGCAAAUUGUUAAAGGUUUAAACAAAAAGCCAGAAAAGUCACAUCGUUUUUAUAGGAAAUUCAAAGUAAUAACAAACAGGAAAAUGUGCGAGUUUAAAAAAGUUACACACUGCAUUUUUGAUAUGGAUGGUUUAUUGCUAGAUACUGAGGAGGUAUAUGAGGAAAUUGUAAGACAAAUUGCAGGCUCUUUUAACAAGUCAUACCCUCAUGAUGUGCGUGUGAAAAUGCUUGGCUCGACCGAAUUGAAAUCGGCUCAAAUUGCAGUCAGUGAGCUUGAAUUACCCAUAAGUGUCGAAGAAUAUCUGAGCAUAUUUACUAAAAAAUGUAAAGAAAUGUUGGGGCAUUCUCCGUUAAUGAAAGGUGCGGAGCGUUUACUUAGGCAUUUACAUGCUCACAACAUUCCAAUAGCUUUGGCUACAAGCUCUGGCGAACAUAUGGUCGAAAUAAAAAUUACAAACCAUGGUGAAGUGUUCAGUUUAUUUCAUCAUCGUGUUUGCGGUUCAACUGAUCCGGAAGUCAAAGAAGGCAAACCUUCACCUGAUAUAUUCCUCAUAGCUGCUUCAAGAUUCCCUGACAAGCCAGAUCCAUCUAAGUGUUUGGUUUUUGAAGAUGCUCCAAAUGGCGUGACAGCUGCGUUAUCUGCAGGAAUGCAAGUUGUCAUGGUUCCAGAUGUGCGUAUGUCGGAAGAACUUCGCAAAGGCGCCACUAAAGUUUUGAAGUCUUUGGAAGACUUUCGACCAGAAGAGUUUGGUUUACCACCUUUUCCCACAACUUGUUAAUGUUAAAUUAUAUUUAAAUAUGCAAAUAUUUAACUGUAUAAAUGUCGUGUGAAGCUAAUUAAAAAUGAAUAAAUUCAAAGUUAUGUGUGAAGCAUA
Molecule: messenger RNA, 1166 nt
Organism: Ceratitis capitata (Mediterranean fruit fly)
Lineage: Eukaryota; Metazoa; Arthropoda; Insecta; Diptera; Tephritidae
Product: probable pseudouridine-5'-phosphatase
Exons: 3
Coding region: 375-1070 (231 amino acids)
Molecular function (GO): phosphatase activity
Source: RefSeq, a predicted model, not a curated record